Cinara cedri is the source of this 2999-nucleotide messenger RNA. Lineage: Eukaryota; Metazoa; Arthropoda; Insecta; Hemiptera; Aphididae. The record is from the annotation of a GenBank genome assembly.
CGGGAUAUUCCACUUUUAAGUUUGGGUAGGGGGAGAGUAAUAAAGCCACAAUUCAAAUGCCGCCCGCCGUGACACCAAACAAAAUGUGAUGUUCACUGAUCAGUACUCCGCCACUCUCCUCCUACUCAAACUUAAAAGUGGAAUAUCCGUAAUCCACAGGUAAUAAAGAAAUGUAGGUAUAGGCCACUCACAUAAUGAUAUUUUAAAUGAGGCUAUUUCCGGAGUAGCGGAAAACUGAGGUGAAUCACCAUAUAGAUAAAACACCUCACUUUAUGAUAAGUACUCGUGGAACACUGAUAAGGUAUGGGUGGCCUAUCCAUUUCUUUGUCAAUGAGUUUGUUAAAAUCAAAGUUCAAAAGGUAUUUUAACUAAUAAUCUAUCCAUUUAUGGAAUUUUUAGAGUCCAUGGAUAUAUCUUUGUGGGACACUCUGUAAAUAUAAAAAUAUAUUACAAUUACAAUUAUACGACAGUAGGUACCUACCUAAAUUAUAGUUGUAUAGUAGUAUUUUAUAUUGACUCAUUAACAGGUGUACGAUAAUAUCAACAUAAUAUCUAGACCAUAGACUUGCCUAAUAAUUUUUUGUUUCAGAGUUCGUUUUAUAUGGUCGCGCGAUAUUUUAUAAAUAUUUUAGGGUGUCUAUUGAGUGGUGUAUAAUUAUUUCCUAAAGAAUUUUCUGAGCAUUCUGAAUAAUGUAAACAAGUAUUAUUGAUUUCUUAAAAUUACAAGGUCAGUCCAAUGUAGUAUAACUUGUGCUGCUCAAUCUCUUUGUUACCUCUUAGAAAAUGUCAUCAAUACCGAUGUUAUUAAAGGUUUUAUUUUUCAUUAAUUUCUAAUACAUAUCUUUCUUCAUUUUUCUAAUUUCAGGAGAAACCAGUUAUCGAUAUGGAAGGCAUCAAUAUUCAAAUUGAACCAUGUAAAACAUACUUUAGUGAUGGAUGUGUUGAAACCAUUGAAGCUGAUGAAACAGAUUUACUAAAUGGAGAACAGAAAACCAUUUCAGAUGAACCUGUUGGUAUUAUAGUUAAAUAGUUAUUAUGAUUUAAGUAAACAAUUUGAUAUUUCCAGUCAAAUUGGCCAUCGUGGUUACGUAAACAGUCAACAACUAUUGGGUCUUCUGCAUUAAAAACAGUAGAUUAUCUUGGCGAGUCUCUGGCUAAUUUUUUUGGUAUCACUACACCGAAAUAUCAGUUUGAAAUUAAUUACCACAAAAACAUAGUACAAGAAGUAAGUAUUAUAAAUUUAAGAAUAAUGAUUAAAAAAAUAUUUUUUGAGUAUAUUAGGUAUUUAAUUUAUUAAAUUAAACUUUAUGAUAAUCAUUCAACUGAAAAUAUCCAUGGUUCCUUAUUUAAAUUUUUUAAUUAUAAUAAUAAUGUAUUAAAUUGUAUACUACUAUAUGUAGAAGUAUCUCAGAAACUAUUUUCUUUUCCGAUUUAAUCAGUAUGUGAUCUAUUUGUAUUUUAAAUGGUGAUCUACUAAACAUUUGUACAGUGCUUAUUUAUUGAAGUGGCCAAUUUUUUUUUUUUUUUUUUCUGAUGUACAUCUUUGUAUCACUAACAUUUUAUGGUAUAAAUUAGCUUGAUUAUUAAAUCAUAUACCUGCUAAACUUAGUUUUCGCUCGUUAGGUUAUGUAUUGAACAAAUGUCCAUUUGCCAGAUUCCUACGAGUCAAACUACUCCACCAUUUAAAUGCCUUAACUUGAUUCAAUGUAGUCUAUGAUCACUACAUAGAAAUACAUAGUUUAUAUAAAUUAAUUUUUGAAUAAAAUUUCUUUAGAUGAAUGCAGAAAAAGUUAUGGAUGAAGAAAAUAUGAAAGGAUGGACCCAAUCACCACAAAAGUAUACUAUUACAACAGAGCCAUGUUAAAUUUUUAUUUAUUUGAAUUUGAAAGGGGGAUAAUUUAAAUAUAAAUGUCUAAUAAAAAAUGGUUAAUGGUUAAGUGUUUAAUAUAAAAAAGCUUCAUAUAAACAUUAUUCAAAAAUAUCAUUAUAUCACAGACAGAAAGAUCAUUAUAACAAAAAUAAAAUACAUUUGGAUUCAUAUUUUUUGUUGAAAGAAGCAUAUGACAAAUGUACACAAAUUAUUUAUUAAUUUAAUCAAUUAAAAGAACAGAUAUCCUAAAUGACACUAUAUGUGUCUUUAUAUUAUAAAUUUACAUACCAAAAACUGUUUGCCUUUAAUGUUUAAUUCAAUUAAUAACGUGAAAAAUACUGUUUAAUAUAUUUCAUAAUAAUACUUAAAUAGUUAAAUUUACUAUUAUACAUUAAUCAGAUAAUUAAGAUAAAUACAGCCACUAUAGGUGAACCAUAGUCCAACAAUAGGUCAGUUCAUCCUAUAAAAAAUCCAUAAUAUCCAUAAAAUUACGUUUUUUAUAUAUACUCACAUUUUUGUGUACAUCUUUGUAAUAUUUUUUCUUUGAAUAGUUACAUAAUUGAUUUCUUAUAGACUAUGAUUGAAAUUAUUUUACUCAAAUUAUAGAUUAAUAAUAAUUAUAAUUUUAAAUGUCUUAAAUAACCAACAAUUAAUCACACAAUUUAUUGCCUUAAUACUAAUUGUAAGAUCUCCUAAUAUUAUAUUUACCAUUAAUAAUUAAUAUUAUAAUAUUUAUUUUACCAUAAAUACUGCAAUAUAAAAGCUCAAUGACAUUGAAUAAUAUUGCUCAUGCCAAUUUUUUUUUUUCAAUCAAACAUUUGCAUUUACAAAUUAUUAACUAUUCAAUUUAUAACUAGAUGAUAGUUUAUAAAUAAAAUUGCAUUAUAUUAUUUAUUAACUUAAUAUAUGAUAUUUAUUGAAGAACAUUUUAUAUGAUAAAUAUUAUUGGAAAAUAUAAAUAUUGAUUAUACAUUUUAUAUUGUUUUUGGUUUUCAUUAUUGCUAAUUCAUAUUAUCUGAUGUCUAAUGACAAAUACAACUAUUACUUACACAUGGUAAAAAUGUUGCAGAGAGAAGAACAUAGAUAAUAUAUUGCGCUCUUGCCUUAGUACAUAACAUGGUAUACCUAC